Symbiodinium sp. CCMP2592 is the source of this 1842-nucleotide messenger RNA. Lineage: Eukaryota; Dinophyceae; Suessiales; Symbiodiniaceae. The record is from the annotation of a GenBank genome assembly.
AUGAAGUACGCUUGCUUUACCUUAGUCACCCCGUCCGGCCUCUGGCAGCUAGUUGCCAUCGCCCUUCCCAUAUUUUUAGCAGAGAACCGGAUUCCCAACACCAUCGCAAAGAAGUGCUCCCUGGUCCGUGGCAUGGGUGCUGCGCAUCGACUGGCCCAGUGCAGCCCCCAAAAUUCGACUGCGCAUGCGACAGCCGCCUACUCUACGACUAAGUCGUCGUCCAGCCAGGAGAGCACGCUGAUCGCACGGGUCAAGGACUUUGCAGCCAAUGCUGCCGCAGAGACGUACUCCGCGGCGAUGCUGCAAGCCUUGGCGCCCUAUGGCACUUCCUGUCCGCGGAGUGCAUCCUCUACAAACGCCCCCGUGCGACCUCGCUCGUUGGCAACUGCUCACUCUGGGCUCGCGAUGGGGCGAUGUUCGCUGGUGCGGAACAUGUCGUCGUCUCCUCGCAGUGUCCUCGGGGCCACGCGCGGCAUGAAAAUUGCCACUGCCCGCCCCGUCAACGAGGGAAAGCAGGUUGACAUCGAGUUCGCAGAUCAAAGCGCCUACCGCUUCCACACUGCCUGGAUCAAGGACUCUCAUCCCAGUCUCAUCGGCAGUGAUUUCUACCGGAAGUCGGCGCAAACCCUCUUCGAAAGCGACCAGUACACUGUCGACACUGCUUCGCCCACCUCUGAUGGCUCCAAGUUACAGGUUCACUUCAAGAACGGAGUUGUCGAGAAUGCGGUGACCGAGGAGUACGUGUCAACGUGGCUCCACGCUUUUGCCCCGUACGUGGGACAGCCCUUGAAUGAGCGCGCCAAGCCGCCAGUCUCCGACGCCGGGCUUCCGGGCACCGGCUCGUUGUUGGAAGAUCUGUACCGCAACCGAAAGCCCUGGGACAGCACGCUGGACAUGCCCCGUUUCGAUGGCCAGCAGAUGCUGAAGGACGAAAGCAUGCAGAUCGAGUUCCUUGAGAGGAUGAUGGAUCCAGGCGUGGCUCUCAUCGAGAACAUUGGAAAGCCCGAAAGCUUCGACCAUCUCGACUGUGGGAAGCCCCUGGAGGACUUCGUCUCGCAGGUUGUGGGCCGGCUAAACCAACAUCCUGUGCGGGCGACCCGAUUUGGUGUGAUCCACACGCAGGCUCGAGGGGAGCAGGCGGGUGCGGAUUACGACCACAAGAACCCGCUUUCGAUGCACACUGACCACUCCGUCUAUCAUGGCACGCCUGGGUACCUGCAGUUUAUGUACCAGGCGAGAGGGUCGGUGAGAUCGAAGGUGGUCGAUGGCCUGAUGGUUGCUGAGCACCUCCGUCAGCACCACCCGGAAGACUACGAGCUGCUGACGAAGGUCAAUGUCACUCACAGCAGCAGGAACAACAUCUAUGCGAAGAGCGGCGUCUACCGCCGCGACGCACGAGAUGCCCACGACGCCGAGGGCUUUUCCUUCGAGCUGGUCCACACUCACCCCGUGCUGACCUUGGACAAGGAUGGUCUUCUCGAGAAGGUCGUCCAGUCAGAAACGAAGCGCGGAGUGUCAGCGCUUCCUUUCGAUGUCUACGACAGAUACAUGCAGGCGUACAAGAGGUGGACCGCUUUGCUGGAGGAGCCCCGAUUUAAACGCAGCUUCGACUGGCCGGAGCACUCCAUGAUCGUGAUGAACAACUGGCGGGUUCUCCACAGCCGCGCGGAGGUGGACCCCGGUGUCCAGCGAACCAUGGUCUUUGCCUACGUCAUGAAGACCAUCUACGAGAACCGCCAUCGCCUGCUGAAGCAGCGACAGGCAGAGCAGAAGAACCCCGAGAUCGACGAUAGGUGGCUUUGCCGACUGCCGAAUCAGAUCCUGUCUUCGCUGGUCAACUGA